AUUUAUAAUGCAAUCAUGCAUUUGCUGAGUCACAGAUACCAGCAAAAGCAGUUCUAUCUAGUGACUAGAUCUACUUUCCAGCUAGGCUUUUUAGAAGUAACUGGCUUUGACUUUUCCAAAUUCCAAUUGAUUUUCAGAAGGUACAACAACAUGUCCAAUGGCACGACCACAACAACCAGAGACUACAGUCAUGCUGAAAAUUUCUCAAGAGAUCAUUAUAGAAAUUUUUUAGUAAGUCGAGACGUUAGUGCUGAUGGUGAUUCUUUGAAAGACUCGCAACAAUUUCAAAAAGAUGGAAGGGACAGGGAGAAUAGAAAAAAAUCAAGCAGCAACUACAGUAAUCCUUCAAGAAGAGCUGAACUAGUAGGAGGAAUGCCUCUAAAUCAAUCAUUUUACCCAUCAUCAAGUCAACGAGCACUACCUAGAAGAAAAGAUGAAAUGGUAGUUGCUAGUUGUUACUAUGACCAAGUAGCUAAGCCAAGAUAUCACAAAAGCAUUAGUCAAAAUAGUGGACAAGAGAGGCUUAGUAGAUCAAAAGAAAGAGAAAGCAGAAAAGAGAGAAAAAGGUCAGUCAGCCCACAAAUAAAAUCUAGUCGCUCUGCAAUUAGCUCUAAGCUUGCUAAUGAGGUUAAAAUGCCAAUUGUUCGAGUGCAAAAAGGUGUAAAGAAACACAAAAAGGAGCGGCUUGAUUUGUCAUGCUAUGAUAUGAGAGUGAAAACGUUCAAUAUGGAGCCUUCCUGGACCAAUGACCCAGCAUUAAUCACAUCACUGGCAUCAUAUGGUUUUUAUUUCACUGGUCAUGAAGACAUUACUGAAUGCUUUUCGUGUCAUGGAAAGAUAGAGGGAUGGAAGUCAAAAGAUGAUGUGCUUUUUCGCCACUUUGAAAUGAAUCCUAAUUGCAAGCACAUAAGAGAAAAUUAUUAUGAUCAAAUACAAGGGAUUUGUUCAGAAAAUGAAGUUUUUUCAAUGUACAAAGAUUCAAAGGUCAGAGAAUCUUCAUUUCAAUACUGGCCAAUACCACGAGACAUCAGUGGAUCAGAUCUUAGUAAAGCUGGUUGGUUUUACACUGGUAAAGAUGACAUCACUCGUUGCUUUGCCUGUGGCUGCCAGAAUGAAGACUGGAAGAAAGGAGAUGAUCCACUAGAAAUACACAAAAAAUUGUCAAACAAAUGCUCUUUUGUAUCAUCUUUGCCUGAUUAUUCCAAAGAAGACACCCGUUUACAAUCAUUCAGGUAUUACCCUAGCAAAAGCAUUGUUUCAGUUAGUGAUCUAGUACAGUCUGGCUUCUAUCUUCUUUCUACUAAUCCAGUACCAAGAGUCAAAUGUUGGUCAUGCAAUAUUGAAGCUGAUGUAGAAUGCAUGGAAGGAAAGGGCCCAGCAGCUGUACACAUAAUGAUGAAUCCAGACUGCAAGAUUGCCCAGCUACAAGAUCCUGAAGAUGUCAGCUCUUUUCCAAAGCCAAUAAUGACAAGGACACAGCUACAAAAUAUAUACAGACCUCAGGGUCUUGAAGAUUCUGAAGCCUCUAAUGCAACAAAAAGCAUGCCAUUAGCACAAAUCCAGAAAAGGCCCAGUACUAACUACUCUCUACCUCAUUACACACAAAGUCCCAUCUCAUCAUUGAAUCAGGAGCUAGCAGAUAGCACUUUAGAAGAUAAUGUUUGUGUUGUGUGUCUAGACAACAGAAAACAAUAUGCCAUAGUUCCAUGUGGGCACUUGUGUGUUUGUUACGACUGCUCAGAACAAUUACUGCUCUGUCCUAUAUGCAGGGUCAGGAAAGAAGAUGCGUUGAGAAUUUUUUCAUAAACAUAAUUCAUAUUUUUUAGUUUAAAAUGUAUUUUCCCCCUAA
Molecule: messenger RNA, 1849 nt
Organism: Amphimedon queenslandica
Lineage: Eukaryota; Metazoa; Porifera; Demospongiae; Haplosclerida; Niphatidae
Product: E3 ubiquitin-protein ligase XIAP-like
Exons: 3
Coding region: 16-1806 (596 amino acids)
Biological process (GO): negative regulation of apoptotic process; positive regulation of protein ubiquitination; regulation of cell cycle
Cellular component (GO): nucleus; cytoplasm
Molecular function (GO): ubiquitin protein ligase activity; cysteine-type endopeptidase inhibitor activity involved in apoptotic process
Source: RefSeq, a predicted model, not a curated record